AUGGACGCAAAGAAAAAGAGUUGCAGUGACGGAAAUAUCAAAAUCAAAGACUCUGAAGCUAAUCAUGUUGACCUUGAUGAUCACAAAUGUUCAGAAGAACUAGAGUUGGGUCUUUCUCUUGAGAAACUGAAUCAUAGUCCUAAGAAGAAAUUGCUCAUUAUGAACAUUAAUGGAUUUCUUCUCCACAGAGCUCAUAUUAGUGAUAAGAAAGCAAUUCCAAAGUCUCGAACUGCUGAUCACGAAUAUCGUUACUUUCUCCGUUACAAGAGACCAUUUACUGAAGAAUUUAUGAAAUUCUGCUUAGAAAGAUUUGAAGUGGGCCUCUGGUCUUCUAGAUCCGAGCGUAGCAUUGAUGGUGCUUUAGAAUGUGUUAUGGGAGAUUCGAAAAACAAGCUGCUAUUUGUUUGGCUGCAUAACAUUUACUUGAAGUCGUUAAAAAGGAACGAUAAACCUUUUAAGGAACUAAAAGAAGUGUGGGAUGAUGUCAAGAAAGGAUGUCCAUAUUCUGCUUCAAAUACCUUGAUGAUUGAUGCCAGACCAUACAGGUCCUUCCUUAAUCCGUUAAUGCACAUGUUAAUAUUAACCAAGUCAUAUAAUCCAGAGGACAAGGGUGACAAAGCACUGGAUCCAAAUGGUGACCUGUGCAAGUAUUUGAAAGGAGUAGCUGAAGUAGAAGAUGUUCAGUCAUAUGUGAGGGAUAAUGCUUUUGGUGUACCAGCAAUUACAACUUCUCAUCCUCAUUGGGGCAAUUUUAUUCUCGUGUUCGUUCACUUAUAA
Molecule: messenger RNA, 777 nt
Organism: Medicago truncatula (barrel medic)
Lineage: Eukaryota; Viridiplantae; Streptophyta; Magnoliopsida; Fabales; Fabaceae
Exons: 6
Coding region: 1-777 (258 amino acids)
Source: RefSeq, a predicted model, not a curated record